ACCAAGCUGUGAUGGCUCUCACAAAUAUUCCAAUGUCUUGCAUUUAGUCAAAGAAACCUUGAGGACUUGGGGACGGGGCAGAAGAUUGGGAUUGGUUCGGCUAUUGAUGGUCUCUACAGAAUGCCAGUACAGGUUGCCUCUGCUUUGAUUUCAGCCACCAGUGGACAGUUAUCUGACGUGGAGGACAGAUCCGCUAUUAUGCGCUGGCACGAGAGACUUGGUCAUCUUCCUUUUCAGUUGAUUAAACAAUUGUUUCCUAAGAUGUUUCGGUCUGUUUCUUUGGACACCUUCGCCUGUGAAGUGUGUCAGUUGUCUAAGCAUGUUAGGGCCUCGUACCCUAUUUCGUUCAAUAAAACCAGCCGUCCUUUUGCUUUGGUUCACUCUGAUGUUUGGGGUCCUUCGGGAGUGCCCACCGGUCGUGGUUUUCGUUAUUUCAUGACUCUUAUCGAUGACUACUCUCGUUGUACGUUCGUGUACUUGUUGAAAGAACGUAGUGAGGUUCCCGGCAUUGUCAAAAACUUCGUUGCAUUUGUUGAAACUCAAUUCCAAACCCCUGUUCAGACCCUUCGUACUGACAAUGCUCGAGAGUAUGUCUCCUUAUCCCUUGAUGACUUCUUGCGAAGCAAAGGUAUUAUACAUGAAACAUCCUGUAGCCACACACCUCCUCAGAAUGGCGUGGCUGAAAGGAAGAACCGUCAUUUGUUAAAUGUCACCCGGGCCCUUAUGUUUCAACGUCAUGUCCCUAAGCGGUAUUGGGGUGAUGCACUUCUCACUAGUGCUCAUCUCAUUAACCGUAUGCCUACUCGUGUGUUGAAUGGUCAUUCCCCUUAUUCUGUUUUGUGGCCUAAUCAGAAUCCCUGGCCUUUGACCCCUCGGGUGUUUGGGUGUGUUUGCUUUGUCCAUGAUCAUAGUCCCACUCUCAAGAAACUUGAUCCUCGGUCCAUCAAAGCGGUCUUUUUGGGUUAUUCCUCCACUCAGAAGGGAUACAAGUGUGUUGACCCUAGCACUUCUAGAGUCUAUGUCUCCAGGGAUGUUACCUUUCAUGAACACGAGGCCUACUUUCCUGCGAAUCCUCUUCAGGGGGAGUGUUUAGGUGAGAGAGUGGACGAGUAUUCUUCGCAUCAGUUGAUUCAGUUCACAGAUUUCUUGGAUUACACGGCUAGUUCUCCGAGUGUGAGUGUGGAUGACACAGUCAGUGAGGACAGAGACAGUCAGAUGGAAGGGGGCCCUGUGGAAGAACAGUCCCGUGAUCAUUUGUUUGGUCAGGUAUACACCAGGAAGAAGAAUGAUGUGAUGGAGGUUGUUGAUGUUACCAAUCCCGAUCUUGUGAGCUCCCCGGAUGAUCCAAGUCCAAUGAAUGAAGAUCUUCCCAUAGCCCUACGCAAAGGCACCAGGUCAUGUACUUCUCACCCUAUUCAGAGAUUUGUCUCGUAUGCUAAACUCAGUAAAGACUACAAGUGCUUUAUUACCUCUUUAUCUAGGGCUGUUAUUCCCAGGUCAGUGGAGGAUGCCAGGGAGGAUCCCAAAUGGCUACAGGCCAUGACAGAGGAGAUGGACGCCCUGGCAAAGAACAAUACGUGGGAGGUUGUUGAUAUUCCUAAUGGAACUCACUUAGUUGGUUCCAAGUGGGUGUUUACUGUGAAGUACAAACCUGAUGGCACUGUAGAACGCUAUAAAGCUCGUCUUGUUGCAAAGGGGUUUAGCCAGAAAUAUGAGAUUGACUAUCUUGAGACGUUCGCUCCCGUUGCUAAACUGAAGACAGUAAGGGUCAUCUUAGCUCUGGCAGUACAAAAGAAGUGGAGCAUGGACCAACUUGAUGUCAAGAACGCCUUCUUGAAUGGGCACCUUGAGGAAGAAGUCUAUAUGAGCAUGCCGCCUGGAUAUGCGCAGAAAGGAAAGUGUUGUUAUCUCAAGAAAGCAUUGUAUGGCCUCAAGCAGUCCCCUAGAGCGUGGUUUGAAAGACUAAGGGUUGUGAUGAAGACUAAUGGAUAUAAACAGGGAAAUGGUGAUCACACCCUCUUCAUCAAGCAGAGAAAUGGUCUGGUGAGCCUCCUACUAGUAUAUGUUGAUGAUAUGAUUGUCACAGGUGAUGACGAAGAAGAAAAAAGGAAGAUGAAAGAAACGUUAGCUGCUGAAUUUGACCUCAAAGAUUUGGGUAAACUGAGGUAUUUUUUGGGAAUUGAGAUUGCUAGAUCUGAGACUGGUCUUGUUAUGAGCCAAAGGAAAUACACUUUGGACCUUCUAAAAGAGACAGGUAAACUGGGAUGCAGGCCCUUUCUUACUCCAAUGGAGUCUGGCACAAGGAUAAGUAUCAAAACUGGGACGAUCUUGGAUGAGGAAGGAAAAGGGAGGUAUCAGCGGCUGGUUGGUAAACUCAUUUAUCUCACCCUUACUCGCCCGGAUAUUACGUAUGCUGUGGGUGUGUUAAGUCAGUUUAUGCAUGCCCCUACUGAUUGUCAUUGGAAAAGUGCUGAAAGAGUAUUGGGAUACUUAAAGAAUGACCCAGGGAAAGGACUGCUCUAUACUCGACAAAGUCAACUCAGUAUUGAAGGAUACUCUGACGCCGACUGGGCAGGUUGCACAGAUACUAGAAGGUCUACCACAGGAUACUGCAUCUUUCUUGGAGGUAACCUGGUGGUAUGGAGAAGUAAAAGACAAGAAGUUUGUUCCAGGUCCAGUGCUGAGGCUGAAUACAGGGCGGUUGCCAUGGGGGUUACAGAAAUGUUAUGGCUCAAAAUUCUGUUAGCAGAUAUUGGGGUGAAAAUGGAAGAGAAGAUGAGGAUGUAUUGUGACAACAAGUCGGCUAUUAACUUGGCAAACAAUCCAGUCUUGCACGACAGAACCAAACAUGUGGAGAUCGAUCGCCAUUUCAUACGGGAACGCAUAGAUUCUAAGGAGUUGAUCCUGCCCUACAUGAAGUCUGAAGAUCAAGUUGCUGAUGUUUUAACUAAGUCUUUAUGUACAUCUCAAUUUGAGAAAAAUGUUAGCAAGCUUGGCAUGUUUGACAUGUAUGCCAAGCUUGAGGGGGAGUGUUAAAAUAGGUGUAAUGGGGAACCGGGUCCAUUUCUGGACCCGGUCCCAUGGGGCACGGGUACCGAUGCCGGCUCGGUACCCUAGGCGGCAUUCUUCUCUCCCUCCUAUAUAAUCUUCACUUAAGUGUAAUUGUGUGAUUAAGUGAAUAUAAUUUUCUCUCUCCUAGGGUUGCGGUGUGCACCUAGGUCAGAGCUUCCCGUGGUUUUUUCCUCUUUCUGAGGUUUUUCCACGUAUAUCGUGUGUUCCUCUCUUCUUCUUUCGUGUGUUGCAUGUUUCUACACACCUUAAUAAUGUAAAAUGACCUUUUUGCUCUCCUGCGGGCCACCUUGUCAAUGCCUGUCAAAACAAUGGAGUUAUCUGUGUCACACGGACUAUUCAAAAAAGGGGCAGCACCUGCGUCAGCACGACGAGGAUGCGGCUCUGACACACACGCCAAUGCAUCCUCUCCUAUUCAUGUUCAAAAUUUUGUCCAUUUUUCUCUCUCUCUCUCUCUUCCCUCUCUUUCUUUAUUUACAGUAAUAAAAGUAAAAAAAAUGACAGAUUAAGCUAAGAAACAACCAUAUAAUUAUGUAUAUAUAUUAUAUAUUAUGAGUUAUGACUAAAUAUAUAUAUAUAUAUAUAUAUAUAUAUAUAAUAAAUUUAUAUAUAUGUACCCUCGCCACACCCCCGCACCCGUUUUUUGGGAUGUGCUGCAUCCGCACCUGCACCCAGCACUCAUGUCCCAUAAGGAGUUAUAGCAGAAUCGAUGAUGGAACAGUUAUUGCCUUUUGUUGAUCGCCCACGUGGGCUUUCUUCCUUCUUUCUCAUAGUUUGUUAGUGCGCCAUAUCAUUUGUUCAUUCACUUAAAAGUUAGAACAGGUAACAAUCAAUCAGAUCCCAAGUUAGGUUCACUCUCGUCUACUUCUUGGUGAACAGAAAGUUCUCCAGAAUGGCUGAAAAAUCCUGCUUAUGAUUGUAAAUCUUCGAAAUUUCCUUUUCCUUUCUUAACCUGUUCACGAAAUUUUAAAUAUUUGGAGUUGCUAGGAUUUUUCUUUUCAUUGGAGAAAUAUCCUCCAAAUCUUCCUCAAUUUUAUGGAUUUAAGAGUUCAUGCUUUAGAGCUUUUGUGAUUCUUUGUUGAAGUGUUUAGGAGAUUUGAGAAGCUCAGUUUGAUCUCCUUUCCGUGGCUGUCUUAUGUUCUAGAACUCUUGUUUGGUUCGUUUAUAAGCACUGGUUGUCACCAAUCUUUGUGGGUGCCACUUGCAUUUAAAUUCCUUUUAAUGACAAAUGGAU
Molecule: messenger RNA, 4303 nt
Organism: Nymphaea colorata (pocket water lily)
Lineage: Eukaryota; Viridiplantae; Streptophyta; Magnoliopsida; Nymphaeales; Nymphaeaceae
Product: folate transporter 1, chloroplastic
Exons: 2
Coding region: 121-3036 (971 amino acids)
Biological process (GO): folate import into mitochondrion; DNA integration; nucleotide transport
Molecular function (GO): nucleic acid binding; folic acid transmembrane transporter activity; FAD transmembrane transporter activity
Source: RefSeq, a predicted model, not a curated record